GCUGCGACGCGGCGCGGCCUACCGAGGGCGAGGGGAGCGGGCGGCGGCGGAGAGGCGCGCUUCGGCCCGCGGUUUCUUCUUCACAAUUUGAGGUCAAGAUGUCUAAUCAGCAAGAAGAGCAGGAUUUGCAGAAGUUCCUUAGGGAUGUAGAUGAAAUUAGCAGGUUGAUUCAAGGCUUGAGUUCCACAGACCCCGCUGUCCAGGAGAAAGCGAUUGCAGCUACAGAGAGAAGACUCAGCUGUACUAAGAAGAAAGAAGAGAAUGAAUGUAGUCACAGGCUGGACAGAACACUCAUUAAUACACGGCCUUCUGGUUUUUCAAAUCAGGAGGGGCUGACGAAUCCUGAGAGCUUCAUGGUUGCUUUAGAAAAGGAUGCCAAAGAGCGAGCCAGGAGAAGGAAAGAGAACGAGGCCGUUGCCAAUGCACUGAAACAACAGGGGAACGAGGCUUUCGGCAAAGGAGACUAUGAAGCGGCUGUCCAGAAAUACACAGAAGGCCUGAAGAAGCAGAAGGAUAUGCAGGUGCUGUACACCAACAGAGUGCAGGCUCACAUCAAGUUGCAGGAGUACGAAAAAGCCAUCCAUGACUGUGAAUGGGCGUUAAGAAUCACUGGCAAAAGUGAUACGCGUUUUGCUGAACAAUUCUGUUUAAUGCAGUGUGAUGAAAAAGACCUCAAAGCCUUCUUUCACAUGGGGAAAGCAUACUUGGCAUUGAAGCAGUACAGUAAGUCCAGGGAGUGCUAUGCGAAGAUUUUAGAAAUUGAUCCCCAUAAAGAGAAGCUGUGCAAAGAUUGCCUCCAUGAAGUAGACUUGGAAGAAAAAAAGCAGCGCGAGGAAGAGAAAGCCACAGAGGAGUUUGAAUCUGGAAGGUGCACAGCUGUGUCGGUGAACACGUUGCUCCAGAAGCUCAGCAGGCCUAACGAAAAUGCCCUUUUUUAUGCGGGUGGGAUUCAGCUUUUGGCUAAUACAGUACAAGAUGGCACUGAACAGACCAUAUUUAGGACAAACAAUGGAUUCAGUAUCAUCAAUGACAACGAGGUCAUAAGGCGCGCUUUCAGUCCUGAGAUGAAAUCCCCUGCCGAAGUGGAACUGUCUCUCUCCCUUAUCCUCCUGUGGCAAGCAGUCUGCAAAGAGAAUGAGGAGAACCAGCGCCUACUUCUAACUCACCCCUAUGUGAACCUGCAGCUUCCCACUCUGCUACUUUCUGAGGUGUCCGAAAUCCAAGAACAGUGCUUGGCCCUGCUGACUCUCUAUGCACAGACAGAGAACGGAAGGAGCCUGCUGAUCAGACACCUGAACCUAACCAAGUGGCUGCAGACGUUGAUGUCCUUCAUUCAUUUUUCCGAUAGCAGAGCUAGUUCUGCAAUGAACCUGCUGACCAGCCUAGUCACAGAGGAGAAGUUCAAAAUCCAGUGCCGUGUCAAACUCUCCACUGAGGUAUUGCCACUGUUCGCACAACUGUUGAAUUCUGUCCAGGCAGUGAACCAGACGGCCCUCGGGCGGUGCAUUUCCGUCAUGGGAGAGCUCUGCUCAGACAAGGUUGUCCGGAUGCAGAUGGCCGAAAGCCAGGAGUGCUGGCAGGCCGCCUUGAGCCUUGUGGAUGCCUGCUGGGCUGAAGGCAAGGCCACCAGAUACCCAGAGUGCCUGCAUGCAGUCCUUGCCCUGAUGAUGAAUCUCUCUUUGGAACCGAGCUUAGUCAUCCAGGAGCUGGCAGAAGAGACCUCUCGGAGAUGCAUGUCCCUCCUCAGCAGUCAAGAUGGAACGGUUGUGACACGAGCAGUCGGGCUUUUGAGUCGCAUCCUGCCCGCAAGUCCAGGGGCUGUGGAAGAGAGAGUGAAGCAAGGCCUGGUGAAGAAAAUGAUCUGUUUUCUUAAGGUAGGUGGACAGAUCACAUCUGGCUAUGCACUAAAAACCCUCGCUGUUUGCACCAAGAGCAGCCGACGGGCUCAGGAGGAGAUUCUGAGGCGGGACAAGAAAUGUACCAUGCUGCUGAAGCUCUUGCGCGCCAAGAAUGAACAGGUGGCAGGAAAUGCUGCUUUCUGCCUCGGGAGAUGCCUUGAGGUGCCUGGGACUGCCACGAAUUUGUUAGGCACUGAUAUUGUGAGGAUUUUAUUGAAACUCGCCGGUGGGGAUGCCCAGAAGGUCUCGGUGCAAGAGAACGCAGCGAUAGCGCUAGGGAAGCUCUGCACAGCUGAUGCAAGGCACACCAGCCGGUUGCGGGAGCUCAACGGAAUGGCAGUCCUCAGCUCCUCGGUGAAAUAUGCGCAAGGGAAGUCUUCUGACAGUACUCUGAAAUGGGUUCAUGAUGUCUGACAUACCUCUGGCCCCUACCUUUUUCCAAUAAAAGAGAAUCAAUAGAAA
Messenger RNA from Eublepharis macularius, 2360 nucleotides. RefSeq names its product tetratricopeptide repeat domain 12 (gene TTC12). The coding region runs from base 99 to 2312 and encodes 737 amino acids. Lineage: Eukaryota; Metazoa; Chordata; Lepidosauria; Squamata; Eublepharidae. The record is from RefSeq and is a predicted model, not a curated record. The transcript is spliced from 22 exons. Gene Ontology annotation, molecular function: protein binding.